AUGCCACCAAAAAAGACUUCAAAAAGCGAUACAGCAAUAGUGAGAUCAAUGACUGAAAUGCUUAAAGACUAUGAACAUCGAGUUGAGCGUUAUGAAACAGCAGUGUGCAAUUCAAUUAGAAAGUGUUUUAAAAAAGCUUUGGAAGAAGAUCGUCCUGUGACAAGAUUUUUAGUUGAUCCACAAGAUCGUCGUGUGGUUGAAUACUGGGACGAUGACAGACUGAUUGAAGCUCUUAAAGAAGACACCGAUGAAGGUGUAUCUACCAAAAAGAAGAAAAUUAGAAGUAAACUAGUGAAAGAAGACAAACCAUUGGUUAAACUUCUACCGCUAAUUGAAUCUAUACGUGCAAGACGGUAUACACUGAUACAAGAAUUAUUUGUAUGGGACUGUCAUGUUGAAAAUGAUGACAUGGUAGCAUUGAGUGGACUGUUGAUUAAAGGAUGUUAUGCUAUUACGCGUCUUGAACUAAUCGACUGUUUUCUAAAUGCUAAGAGUAUUGGUACACUAGUCGCUAACAUUGCAGUUUCCAAGUCAUUACGUGAAUUAUGCUUAGAUUUUAACGACAUUGGUGAACUUGGUUGUCGUGUAAUGUGUAAUGGUUUAGCCAAAAGUCGUUAUCUUGUUCAUUUAAGUUUGAGUUUUUGUGGCCUUACAAAACAGUGCGGUUUAUGGCUUGGAAAUCUAGUCGCAGAAACUGCAAUCAGGGAACUUAUUUUAGACGGUAAUUAUUUAGAAGCUGAAGGAACAAUAGCUCUACUUAGUCGACUUUCGGAUGCUGCAGACAAAGAAGGAUUUGAGCGUACUGAAGAAAUAAGGAAAAAGCAAUUAGCUGUAGAGGAGGGUAAAAGACGAAACAGAAUCAAUUUAGAUGCAUUGCCUCCAGUCGACGGAGAACCAGAUGAAAAUACUGAAGCAGCUGGCCAGCCUACGUCUACAUCCCCAGCACCAUCAAGUAAGACAAACUCGGCAAAAAAUUCUAAAACGAAAAAGAAGAAAUCAUCUAAAUUGGGCAGACGUAUGAAAAAAGGUAAAGGCAGAUAUUCAGUUCCUCCAGCUGGUCCACAAAUUUCUGUGCUUAAAUUAUCCGGGAAUAAAAUUGAUCAUAAUGGUCGAGGUGGGAAUUUUGCUCCAGUUAGAUGUAUGCAACUGCUAAAAAGUAUUAUUUCACACAGUAAAGAUCUGCAAGAAAUUGAUUUAUUCGGUAAUGAUAUUGGUGAUCUUGCAGCUAGACAAAUUUUAGAAGGUAUACUGUAUCGAAAAGAUGCUAAACUACCACAAAUCGGUGUACGUGUUGAUUAUCGUAUUAAUCAGGAUACAUUUGAUAUGGUGCAUAGAUUAGCACCUGGUCCAAAGAAGAAAAAGGGUAAAGGAAAGAAAGGGAAAUAAGUGUGAUUAAAACAUCAGUAAGAAAUAUCUAUGGAAAGGAGCACUGGUGUUUAUAAGUUUACUCCACAGAAUGUGUUUGCAUUUAACUAAAUAUACUUUCAAUAAUAUUGUAAUUAUUGACGUAUAAAAACAUAUUAAACAUGUAUGUUUUCAUAUACAGAAUUCUAAAACUCAAAUGCUA
This is a messenger RNA of Trichobilharzia szidati, 1567 nucleotides long. The record is from the annotation of a GenBank genome assembly. Lineage: Eukaryota; Metazoa; Platyhelminthes; Trematoda; Strigeidida; Schistosomatidae.